This is a messenger RNA of Dermatophagoides pteronyssinus (European house dust mite), 2112 nucleotides long. Its product is annotated as protein SERAC1-like. NCBI's taxonomy places the organism in Eukaryota, Metazoa, Arthropoda, Arachnida, Sarcoptiformes, Pyroglyphidae. The record is from RefSeq and is a predicted model, not a curated record.
UGAUAUUGAAUCGAAUGCUGUGAUUAUCAAGAAAAUCAUUCGAAUGGAUUUUUAUAAACUUUUCUUCUGUUAGGGUGCAAAAAAGAAAAAGAAAAAUCCCAUAGUUUUUCUUCGUUUUUUCUCCUUCUGUCAAAUAUAAUAAUAAUGAGCAAAUAUAUCAUUCUUAUUUCGGCUAGUGUUUCAUCAAUUUAUGGUGGCUUUAUAUAUCUAAUGGGUGGUAAUAAAAGUACAACGACGACGACGUCGACACCUGAUUUAUCACCCUCAGAUGAAUAUAUUGAUUUGCCCGAAAUUUUUAGCCAAUUCAAUAACGAUUAUGAUGGUGGUUGUGAUCAAAAAUCUUAUGAUAAUAAUGUUGAUUUCAAUAAAACAAUGGAAAAUUGGUUUCCUAAAUUGGAAUUUUUAUUAAAAGUUAAAAAUGAAAUUGAUUGUUUAAAAUCAGCGCAAACAAUGAAUUUUGAACAAUCAAUAACAGCAGCAAGAAAUAUUGAUGAAACAAUUGAUCCGAAACAAUUUCGUCCGCCAAUUUCAGUGGAUAAAAUUCUUUUAAAAAUCAAUAAUGAUGAUGGUGAUGGUGAUGAUAAAAUUCAACAUUUCGAAACAUUAAAUGAUCUAAUGAUACAUUUAUUACGUUCAACAUUGGAUGAGAAAAAUUCUUAUCGACAAUCGGAAUGUGCAAAUUAUUUAACCCGUCAAACUCUUGUACUAUUUGAACAUAAUAAUCAAUAUCCAUUAUGGGAUUUUUCAUUUUAUCAUGAAUAUAAUCAUCAUAAUCGUCGUGAUAAUCUAAAAUCAUCAUCGGAUGAACAAAUUCAACGUUAUAAAAAUCUUUAUUUUCAAACAUUAUUACAAAAUAUAAUGUGUGAUGAAAAUUUAGCCCUGCAACUAGUGGAAAAUGGUUUAUUAAUUGCAUUAUUGAAAUUUUUACAAUUAUUUCCCGAUUCGGAUAAUAUCCGUUGGAUAUCGACAAUAAUAUCAGCAUUGAGCGUUUAUCAUCGGGUUCAUCAACAUUUUUAUCAUACCGGUUGGAUUAGUAUUUUGGCUAGAUGGUUACGAUCAACAGAUUGGCAUCUAAAAUUAGAAGCCGGUAAAACAUUAUAUAAUAUGUCAUCGAUAGCCAGUAAAUCGAUAACCCUUUGUCCAUCAAUUUAUUUAUUAUGGCCAUUAUAUCAACAUGGUGAAAAAGAAUCAUCAUUACCUUUGGAUUAUGAUGUUGUUUUCAUUCAUGGUCUAAAAGGUGGUGUAUUACGUACAUGGCGUCAAUCAGAUUCUGUACGGAAUUCAACCAUCAACGAAACAGAAUAUACAGAAUUAUGGCCACAUUCAUGGCUGGCAAAAGAUUUUCAAAAUUUUCGCAUUCUUGCUGUACAUUAUAAUUCAUUUCUAAGUAGUUGGAAUAUUAAUUGUUCAAGUGAUGAAUUUACAAUUAAAGAUCGUAGUAUAGAAUUAAUUAAAGAAUUACAAAAAGCUGGUAUCGGUCGUCGGCCAAUAAUAUGGAUAACACAUUCAAUGGGUGGUUUGUUUGUUAAACAUAUGCUAAAUUAUUGUCAACAACAACAACAAACGACUGAUAAUCUUUCAGAUCAACAACAACAACAUCCAUUCAUACGGCAAACAAAAGGAAUCGUAUUUUAUUCGGUUCCACAUCGUGGUUCGGAAAUGGCCGUAUGGUCACAGAAUGUUCAACGUAUUAUUUAUCCAUCGAAUCAUGUUUUAGAAUUACAAAAAGAUUCACCCGAAUUAUUAGAAUUGAAUGAAAAAUUCAUUCAAUUAAUCCGCAAUCAUCAAAUUGAUUGUCUUAGUUUUGGUGAAACGAAAAAAUGUACAUUAUUAAAAAAACCGAUUGAAUGGCGUGCAUUACUCGUACCCGAAGAAUCGGCUAAUCCGGGAAUUGGAAAAUUUAUUUUAUUACCGGAAAAUCAUUUUAGUAUUUGUAAACCAAAAGAUCAUAAUGAUCGUUCAUAUAGUGAGCUAAAAGAAUUUUUAACAGAAAUAUUAUUGAAAGAAAAAUUAAAAUCAUCAACAAUGGCAACAAGGAAAUCAUUGUGGCAAAAAUUAGCAGAAUUUUCUCAAUAAAAAUUUUGAAACAAUUUCGAUAAUCGAAUCAAUCCA